Annulohypoxylon truncatum is the source of this 2944-nucleotide messenger RNA. RefSeq lists its product as uncharacterized. The transcript is spliced from 2 exons. Gene Ontology annotation, molecular function: ATP-dependent H2AZ histone chaperone activity. Gene Ontology annotation, biological process: chromatin remodeling. The record is from RefSeq and is a predicted model, not a curated record. The coding region runs from base 401 to 2620 and encodes 739 amino acids. Gene Ontology annotation, cellular component: Swr1 complex. NCBI's taxonomy places the organism in Eukaryota, Fungi, Ascomycota, Sordariomycetes, Xylariales, Hypoxylaceae.
GUCUACUUUUCUCCAAGGCUGUUUAUGCUAGUAUUAAUUCUUAUCGUCAAGGCACCUGCAACCUUCCUCACGACAAAAAAAAAUUAUAAAUAUACCAGCAAACCAUGGACUAAGGUUUACAAAAUUUACCUAAUAUUUUUAUAUCAAUUAAGGUAAUAAGGGUAGCAACUUAGAAAUCUUGUGGACAUUUUGACACACAGAGUUUCCGUCUUACCAUCGUCGUCGUCAUAGUCGUUCCAAACGAUCAUCGUUCUUGUCGAGAUGCCCUCGCGUUUCCCGCCCCUUUACAGCGGAUGAAUAAUGAGACCUUGACAUAUCUAUACAUAUACCUAGAUAUAUACUCUUCUACCAAUUUCCAUCGCGUGGCCAGCAUCUGGAUAUACUGGCCCAAUUAGACCCGAUGGAGAGAAAACGAAAGCUGCCAGCAAGAGCGGCUGCAAGAGUCGACCAUGUCUCUAAGAAACGUACUGGAACACCUCCCGAACGAUCCCUUACGCCGGCGCCUGCGCCAGCAUCGGCAACAACGCCGGCGGCAGCUCCAGUACAAAACCCGGCGCAUUCUGAAUCCGUCCCCGAAGAACCGCAAUUGCCAAAGUCCAUUCAAGCCGGCCAUCCCUUGCCAACCGUAGAACAUCCGCAGCCUGACGAUCUUAUGAGCAAGGACUAUCAAUCUAUUCAAGAGAGUGGUGUCGUGGCCGAAUCGCUCUCAAGGUCACGCCAGAAAUGGAUCCACGAGGGUAUCUUCGAAAAGUACUGGACGAAGCCCACGAAACGAAAAGGAGUUGUCAAGGAAGAUCCGAACAACCCCCCGAAAGACAGUAUGACAAAAAUUGGCCAGAUCACGAUCACCGUCGAACCUCACGUUCUUGAAGCCACCAUGUAUGCUGUUAAGGAUCCGAAACAUGCGCCGACCACCAACUCUACCUUCCGGCCUAUCAUGCAGUAUGGUCCUCCGAACGGCGUUAUGCCUCCUCCCCCGAAGCUGAGUGCCCCGUCCACGCCUAUAACCUCGACGGCUCCAACGGCCCCAACAGCCCCAACGGCUCCGUCGGCCUCACCUUCGCACGCCCCAGCCCAGUCGUCACUUCAACCGCCAUCAACAGCGCAAGCCCAAACCCAGCCCCAACCUCAGCCUCAGCCUCAGCCUCAGACACAACAAUCAGAUUUACAGCGACCUCCAUCGUCCGCUCCCGUAACUAAUAAGCCGUUAACUUCCCCUCGAGGUCUAGAGUCGGUUCUUGCCGCUCCACAACAUCCACCAGCACUCCCUCCUGCGGCUGGCCCUUCACAACCGGCGCCACCUCAACCAAAAGGGCAUCCCCAACCCGGCUCGAUUACCAACCGGCCACUGCAUGCUCCUAGUCCGACAGCACCGACAGCGGUCGCUCCUUCGGGAGCCAAACCCUCCGCGCCAGCCGCUAAGCCGGCGACGCCAACGGCACCUGGUGCCGAUCCCAUAAUUGUCACUUUAGCGGAGAGAGCAUCCGAAGAUCCUCAGCUCCGAGAUCUCAUGAAACGCGUGGCCAUAGGGGAUGCUGCGCCGAACGAGCUGGCUCAUUUUCAGAAGAUAAUUGACCAAAUUACCGCCGAUUAUAAGAGGAAGGGAGGCCAGCACGGCCCAUCAGCCGAUCGGCUUCUCGUGGACGGCAGGACGGUUAAGUAUUUCGCGGAUGAGGUCCGAACUAUCCUUGAUAUUAUUCUUGCGUCCAAUCCGCACCAGAGGUCGAACGACUUAAGGGCGCCGCCGGGGAGCGAUCCUUUAGUGAUUCUUCUAGUGAAGAAAGCCUUGGAUGAUGCGACUACGCGGGACAUUGUCCGGAGAAUAGCAGAAGGGAAGACUAAAUUCACAGAUGCCACAGAUUUGAAGGCCACCCUCGAUAAACUAAAGGAUCUUGUCGCGAAGGAAACGCCGAAGUCUCAGCAGGCGACAUCGAGUGCUUCUCAGGCAACAGUCCCGAACGGGGCAGAAAAUUCUGCGGUAGUAAAUAGCGCCGCCUCGAGGAAGGCGUCUCUCGCUGCACCUGGGCAGCCUAUUCAUGGGUCCAGUUCGCAGCAGGCCCUCCGCUCGAAGGGGCCACCGCCUUCUACCAAACCCGACAUUUCGGCCGUCGUACUCGAAUUUUCGGGCGGCACUGGAGAUAGGUACUUAUUUCCCAAAUAUAGCAUCCUCGAAUAUGUCAACCCCAACCAGAUCAUAGCAUCAUUCCUUAUCGUACGCAAGGGGAGCAAAUUGGAAUAUGGAGGGGAUCCAACGUUGGAUUACUAUCAGCCCGUGACGGUCCGGAUAUAUGCACAGUCCAGCAAGCACCUCGAGAAUUUUACCAGGGUCGUUGCUCCUCAAGAUGACGUACGACGUUACAUGGACGAUGUGAUGGAUAAUAUGACUCGAGCUGAGUAUGUGCUUCUCGCCAUGCGUCUACCGAGAGCCGACAAGGAAGAGCAGGUCGAAGAGAAUUCCAACACGCCAAAGGCGGACCCGACGAGCCAGUCUCAGCAGCCCGGAGUGUUGUGGGCAGGGACCAGCAAACCCUCCUCUGCGGCCACCCCACCGCAGAAGACUAUAGCGAGGCCGCUGGGCGACGACGAGCAAUAUCAGAAUUUCAUCGCCACUGUAAGUUAGAAAGACAGGGCAUGAGUUGCUCUCUUUUGCCUACGCUGGCAUCUUCUGGGGAAUGCGGGUGACGAAUUUGCAUUUCGUACUCUAAAGGAACGGCGGGAUAUAAGGCUAAGGCAAUGCUUUCACGGGUUUGACAGUUUUGAAGGUUUGCUACGAGAUACCUGAGUUUACAGAAUAGGCGUCCACGAUCGAAUGCCAAAAGCGACUGUAAAAUGUACCAACAGAACCAUACCACCUUGAUUCGCUAAUGAUUUCUUACUUAAAUACUAAAUCAGUACUGGGUUUAGAACAGCGGCUACUAAAAGUAUUUCUGAAAAUGUUUUACCA